Messenger RNA from Megalops cyprinoides (Indo-Pacific tarpon), 2263 nucleotides. RefSeq names its product ras and EF-hand domain-containing protein (gene rasef2). NCBI's taxonomy places the organism in Eukaryota, Metazoa, Chordata, Actinopteri, Elopiformes, Megalopidae. Gene Ontology annotation, molecular function: calcium ion binding; GTP binding; GTPase activity. The transcript has 19 exons. The record is from RefSeq and is a predicted model, not a curated record. Bases 1 to 2028 code for a protein of 675 amino acids.
AUGGACGGAUGCGAUCUUCAAAGGUUGUUCUCUGCGUGUGACGUGAAUAAAACGGGUAGGAUCGAAUAUGAAGAUUUUAUAGUUGUUUGUCAAGAGCUCAAUGUCCCCAGCACCGAGGUGCGGCUAUUAUUUAACAAGUUUGAUGAGGAUGAAGAUGGAUAUGUAGACUUCGGCGACUUCUCGGCGCGAUUUGACGAGGUCUCGGCGGCUCUGGACUUGGCCUCUUUUGGAGAGGUUCGGGGCCAGAGAAGCCCUUGGGACGAAUUCCUGGAUCGAAUGAACGGCGAAAUGCCUUUCUUGGGAAGUACCCGAGAGCGCCUGGCUGCGUUGUAUCAGCAGAUUUACUGUGCCUCAGAUGCAGCAUUGCUGCAGCAGUAUGAGGCUCUGAUCGAAUCCCUGGAGAGCGAGAUGAGGGACCAGCAUUUGGAGAACCAACGACUAGUGACGAGCCUGAGACGGUUGGAGGAGGUGACCACGCGUCAGCUGACUGAGCUGGAGGAAGACCUGCAACAGCAGCUUGCCUGUGUGGAGAAGAGGGUGAAAGAUGAGGAGCGCCGGCGGUCGCAGGCCACCAUCACCGCCAUGGAGCAGAGACACAUGGGCAAGGUGGCAGACCUGCAGGCCACUAUUGAGACACUGAAAAAGAAUCAAGAAGAAUCCUGGCGCAGCAGUUCUAGAGUGGAUGUCUACCAGCUGAAAAGUCAGAUUCGAGAGAUGACUCAGGAAAACGAACAGCUGCGGAGUUCUCUCUUGAAAGCUCAGGGGAACAUCUCUGUCAUGCAGACGGAGCUGGACAAACAGUGUGUGUCUGAUCAGAGUCCAGAGUGCAUGAGGGAGAACCAGGACCUGGAAAAGAUGUUGGACGAAUGCUCAUCCUAUCCCAGUCAUAUUAAAGUCCUCCAGGAAAUGAACAAAAAGCGACAUGACAGCAAUGAUGGAUUGCGCUCCGCUUUGGUCAGGAGUGGGGGGUCGGGCGAAUGGAAGAGCGUUACAGAUCCAUGUUCCAGACAGGGCGUUGCUGUCCCACCUUUGUGCAAGAUCACCUCCAACCAUGAGGAUGUCUGUAGGGACCUGAAGCCCGUUCGACAGAGUACACUGAACUACAGCAGCUUUGAGAAUGAGGAUGAAAGCAUGGCCGUUGGUUGGUGUGAAGUGAAGCACUCGUGUGUAGCCAGCUGGAGGGAGAGGUGCACGGACAGCGGCCUUUCGCUGUUUACUGACAGGGAUGCCAGCUUGAGCAGUGACUAUGACAGCGACGACAGCCAGGACUCCGUGGAGACAGUGCACCACGGCGACUCCUGCUCUUCCUCCAAUGCCGAGGGGUUGGACUCAGCAGCUCCCAGCAUAUGCAGCUCCAGGUCCUUCACUCGCCGACGCCUCUCUGCUUUCUAUCCACAGGAGGGGGUUGCUGAAGAUCCACAGGAGGAAGACAUCCCCGUGUACAGGCUGGUUCUGGCGGGAGACGCGGGCUCGGGGAAGUCCAGCUUCCUACUGCGACUGAGUGUGAACGAGUUUAGAAAGGAUAUGCAGACGACACUGGGAGUAGAUUUUCAAGAAAUGAAGAUGCUAGUAGAUGGAGAGAAGACUAACUUGCAAAUCUGGGACACUGCAGGACAAGAGAGGUACCGGAGCAUCUCAAGGUCCUACUUCCGCAAAGCGCAGGGCGUGCUGCUGCUAUAUGAUGUCACCUCCGAGACGAGCUUCCUCAACAUCCGAAACUGGAUGGCCCAGAUACAGGAGUCUGCAGAGGAGCAUAUUCCCAUGUGUCUUAUCGGAAACAAGGCAGACUUGCGAACUGAGCAGCCCGAGGACAGCUGUGUGAGCACUGCACAUGGGGAGAGGCUGGCCAGGAUGUACAAUGCCCUUUUCUGCGAGACCAGCGCUAAAGAGGGAACCAAUAUCGUUGAGGCAGUCCUCCAUCUUGCCAGAGAGGUGAAGAAGAAUACCUGUAUGAAACCGAAGCCAGAACCACAGCUGGGCCUGAAUCUGGAAGAAGACAGGAAGCUUCUCAGCUGCUGUGGCAUAUAGCCACCCAGCCCCCCCCACACAAAGCAUCAAUGCCACUGCAGAUUUUGGGCCAAAGCUGGCACAGAGUUCAUCCAAAGUUUCAGCUUGCGAGGAUCAAUGACGUCCUUGCACAACAGUUCAUCCUAGGUCAUAGAUGUCCUUCACACUGCCUGGCACUCAUAAACUUGUUUUAAAAAAUUUCCCCACCAGGGCAAGUGUUGAAUUUCUUGGCCUCUUUUUAAGAAAGCCUUGGUUA